AACUUAGCUAGCUGUAAUUGCUUGCGGUGAAAGGCAUGCUUUAAGUUUUGUAUUUGGCGUUUACGUUAAGUUCAAAAACCACUAAAGCUGAGCAGACCAGGAGAAAGCAGUAACAGUUUUCAUCACUGGAACAGUCAAGAGUGCACCUGAGUGACCCUGUUACGUUGGCGGCUGUGAGGCAGAUAGCCAGCACACCCACCGGCCUCAAUAUCACCCUCUUAUCUGCCUUGCUAGACCAAAUAGCCCUCACAGUGUACCAGCAGACUCGACAGGAGAUAUGACACGAGCAUCAAUCCCUGAGGUCGCAGCAAAGAGAACAAACUUCUUGGUCCGAGUGCCAUCGAUGUUCGUCCACUCUGUGCCACGUCAACCUGUCAGAGAGAGAGAGAGGCAGAGGGAGGCACAGCCUGCUGAGAGGUGUCCGAGGUGUCAUGGCCUCGUCUGGGAGGUGACAGACAGCGUAUGUUGAAGCCCCAGCUCUGGACCGAGCCGCUGAUAGACAACCUCGGCGUGAUCACCAAAGUUGAACUCAUUUGUUUAUGACCUUACACCUGUUCCAACAUAAACAACACCACUACUCGGGUUACACUCCUCCAUCAGAUGGCGUUCUGCUUGGCUGAGUUGCACUUGUGGUCCACCAAGAGCUCACUCCAAGUCAAAGAUACAGAUAUUGGCACCUAUCAGUACUACGAUAAAGGAGAGCCAGCCAAUCCCCUCGAGCAUCACUACUACAAUGAGAAACUCCAUUUCUGUGAAGCUCGAGGCUAUUCGUGGACCCCCAGGAACCGCCGACCGGAGAAGCUACGCGAUUCGCUGAAGGAGUUGGAGGAACUGUUGCAGACCAACACCUGCGUUCACACCAGAUGGAGGAAAAAGCAUUGCUGCCAGUUGAUCCUUAGCAGUGGCGUUCUGGUGACCCUGACCUUGAAUGGACCACAGCUCGAACAAGUGUGUGUCGACCGUACGUUAGUGGGCCGACUGCCAGCCAACACGGUGACUGACGCGGUGCUGAGCGACAGGCUGAUUCUGCUGUCCUUCCUGGAGCAGAGCCAAGUGGCUGCAGUCUACCUCAACCAAAAGAACCAGGGCUCCCCAGAGACUGGCAGGCGAACAGACAAACUCUCGCCCUCUGAAAUCAAGGUGUUGAGUGUGGACGUGAGUGGACGGGGUCGCAGGCUGCACAGGCGCGUCGGUCUCAACCGUCUUCAGGACGUUGCGUUCUGCUGGUGGAACCUGGACGAGCCCGGUGACGAGCUGUGGCCUUGGACUCCCACAGACGCACACAGGAACAACCUUGUCCUGCUCAGCUGCUCACCUGCUGAAGGCCUCAAGGUCCUCAGAUCUGUCCGGACAGAAGGCAAUCCCCUGGACUGUCGCUUCAGCCUGCUCCAGCCGUACCAGCUGCUGACAGUAGAGCUACCUGUCGGACCCCAAGGUUCCAGAGAGGGAUCCUGGGCUGACACCUGUGUGUACGAAAGUGCCCGAGAACGUCUGCGCCGCCUGUCCGUUACCCGUAUCCCGCUACCGUCCCAUCCCGUCUCCUGCUCACGUCACCCCCAUGAGGCCACACUUCUUCUGGGACUGAGUGACUCCUCUCUGGUCCUGUAUGACCAGCGACGAGGGGUCUCGCUCCUGGCCUCCUGUCCUGUAACUCCAUUGCUCCUCACCUGGCACCCUGCUGGGGCCUUGGUCAUGGUUGGGGGAGGGCAGGGGGAGCUGAUGUGCUUUGAUGUGGGCUUGGCACCUGUUAGCAUGGCUCUGGUAGCAGAGGAGAUUGCCUCAGCUGCUACGCUACGACUAGCUCAGCACCUGCGCUGCAGUGGAGGCCUGCAGGGACUGUGGUGGGGGACCAGCCUGGAGAGUGGACCAGAGGGGACUGACAUCCUGAUGUUGGCCCUUCAUGGAGGACCACUGGCAGCCUUAAGAUUCAGACUAGGGGCUCUGACUGGAGGCCAGAUGGGUCCAGGUGAGCUGCUGCAGCAGCGGCUGCGGUGUGGGCAGGUCAGAGAGGCGCUGGGCGUCCUGGAGGCCAUGGACUGGAGCAUCAUGGGAGACGAGUGCUACCGAGGCCUGAGUUCGAUCACCAACCACCUGCUGAGGCUGGAGCUGAAUGCAGAGAGAGAGGCCCAACUAGAAGCAGCACUGGGUGUGUUUUAUGCCCCACCUGCCCCUCUCUCUGAUAUGGUGAUACUUGAGUACAGGGAGCCAAUCAGCAAGUAUGCCCGCCGCUUUUUUCACCACCUCCUCAGACACCAGCGCUUUGAAAAGGCCUUCCUCCUCGCUGUAGAUUUAGAAGACAGAGAUUUAUUCAUGGACCUCCAUUAUGUUGCCAGCGAUAAGGGCGAGGUGGUGCUCGCAGAUGUGGCCAAGAGGAAAGCUAAUGAAAUCGAGGCCCAGGCCGUCGCAGGCAGCGAAGAUCCACUGAGAGGCACAAAUGGUGUGUCGUGUGGUUCCAGCCUCGGGGACAGACAGACGGAGAGGAACCAGAGUGCAACAGGAACUUCGUACUCCGGCACUCCCACAACACACGCUGAUGGACGAGCCAAUCAGAGGAGACCGCAACCAGAAAGCGUACGUGUGACCGUGAGCCCAGAUGUGUUCAGGACUCUGAGACAAACAGUUUGUUCUGCAGGGAGCAGCGAAGGUGUCGGAGACAACAGGAACGAAGAUGACGACCCCGGGAUGCUGCACGUGGUCCAUUUAGGAAUGGUCUGAAAAACAAACGAGGAUACGAUAAGAGCACUUUAUUGAUCCCAGUGGGACUGUGGAGACACAACAACAUCUCACCAACAGGCUCCCUCUCUCUCUCUCUGUCUAUAAUUUUAUAUUCACAGUAGAUGCUUACCUGUAUUAAUACACCUGGACACGGACUCAAAUGCUUAAUCACUGUAUAAUACAUGUAAAUACACGAGUUUUGUAUUAAUUUUUGUACGUUUUAAAACUGAAACACAGUGAUCAUUUUAUAGACCUGUCACAGUAUUUCUUUGAUAUUUCAGCCAAAUCAAAAGCAGCGAGCAGCUUGUUUGAUGUGAGUUCAGGUUAUUUUCUGUCUUUGUGAAGUCUGAAACUAAAUGAACCUUAAAAGAAAACAGUUACGACGGGUUCUGCCGUUAAAAAAACACGACAGAGAAUGUUUUAAACCUCGCCAUUAAUCAGCCUGAAAAAAUAAAGACUUCUAUUAUACUUCCAUCACCACUGA
Messenger RNA from Acanthopagrus latus (yellowfin seabream), 3199 nucleotides. RefSeq names its product WD repeat containing planar cell polarity effector. The record is from RefSeq and is a predicted model, not a curated record. The coding region runs from base 601 to 2715 and encodes 704 amino acids. The transcript has 21 exons. Gene Ontology annotation, biological process: establishment of protein localization; nervous system development; cilium organization. Gene Ontology annotation, cellular component: axonemal basal plate. NCBI's taxonomy places the organism in Eukaryota, Metazoa, Chordata, Actinopteri, Spariformes, Sparidae.